Messenger RNA from Astrephomene gubernaculifera, 1735 nucleotides. Lineage: Eukaryota; Viridiplantae; Chlorophyta; Chlorophyceae; Chlamydomonadales; Astrephomenaceae. The record is from the annotation of a GenBank genome assembly.
GUGAGUCUGAGGCAUGCUGCUGCACAUCUCUUCGCAGCGUGUUGGUCGCUACCGUAAUUGGAAAUACGGAACCCAAGUCCUGCAAGCAAGCUGAUUGCCGUUAUAGAAUGAGGAUUUUGACAACUAUUAGAAUAGUUGGCUGUAGAGUAUGGCGUUUCUAGCUGGAGUCGGCAGUUUGGCGACGCAUAAGCAGCAGUGGACAAGAACUAAGAGCGCAUGUGCUUCGUGAGCAUCAAGGGUUGUGACCUGUGGAGCUGGAGAAGGAUCCAAGGGAAUUAAAACAAUGGAUGCGCCGGUUACAGGGCCGGCGCAAAUCCCGGCCACUGUGGAGGUCAUUUGUGGCACGCUGCGCGGGACCUAUGACGUUGCCAAAACGAAAAUCCUCUAUUUGUCCCAGCAUGGGGGCAUCCGGGAGGCAACCCCAACAGAAUUUGAGCGUCUAGGCGGCCGCCAAGCAACUAAGAAAUGGAAGCAGAGUAUCCGCGUCGUGGAUUCCAACGGCCAAGCGGGCAAAUCCCUGGGCGAAUGGCUGGCAGGCACCGCCGGCACGGCGGGUGAGGGACAGCGACAUGCGCUGGCGUGGCUCUCCUUGGGCCAGCGAAACGGCGGUGGGAGCGCUGAAGGAGGAGAGGGCGGGCGCGGCAGCCAGCAGCAGCUGCAGCCGCAGCAAGACUCCGCGCAUGUUCGCGAGCUGUUCCUGCAGCAGCUGCUGGACUUCCUGAGUGGGCGGAUCGACAACCCUGGAGCGGGUCCUGGGAGCCUUCAGGCGGCCGGGGGCGAGCUGGGUCCUGUGACGAUGGGCUCGCACUCCUUUGAUCUGCGGCGGGUGUAUACGGUGGUGUCUGGCAUGGGCGGCUACACGGCCGUGCAGGCGGCGCAGAACGGCUGGGAGAAGGUGGCAGCUGCGCUAGGGCUGGAGACAGCCAAACCUAACGGUGCAUGCGCGUGCAGGUCCGUCUACGAGCACUAUCUCCUCCGGGCCGAGCGGCUGGAAAAGGCUCGGGAGGCCGCCGGCCUGCCGCCCUUUCCACCGCCGCCGUCCCGACACGAAUCCCCCGGCAGCCCAUCUGGGUCGGAACAAAGCCCACCCGCCCGCGGGGGUCACCAUGCACACCCCCUCAGCCUCCAGGUACACCACCACCAGCAGCAGCAGCACCAGCACCUGGAUCGCUAUGCGGUCUCAGAGCGACCGGCCGUCUCACAGCAACGAACACACUCCCCUGGCCCGCCACCGCCCUACGCAUCCCGCCGUGCUCCGCCGCCCAUGGCGCCCGCAGCCGCAUUGCAAUGGACGGGGUCUAGCAGGAGCGCGGGCGGUGGUUUCGGAGGCAGCGGCGGUCACGAUCGUCGCAGCCUUGAUGACAUGCGGUACUCCAGCGGCGUGUCGGGGUAUGGCGGAAGGAGUCCUUACGGAGCAGGCAACGGCGGCGGCGGCCGCAAUGCUGACCGUUACGAUCCAUUUCUCGGCGGCGACGGAAGCGGUGUGUACGAUGGACCCAGUCGUCCAAUGUACGACGCACCGCCCGGACGUGGCGGCGGCGGCGGCAGCAUGUACGACAGAGGGCCGGCCGGCCGUGGGCAUUACGACGGGCCAGGCCGUGAUGGGCCGUACGACGGUCCGGACCGCGGAAGAGGCUACGAUGGGCUGCCGCUGGUCCGCCGGGAGGGCUAUGACGUCAUGGGCGGACGUGGGGGCUACGAUGCUGGCGUCAGGCGGCAGUACGACAACGGUAAC